AUGUCCCAGAUACCCGGACUUGGUUUCCGCGAAUGUCAUCAUUCCUGCAUGCCCAAGCGCGAUAACCGUAGCAGUCGUAUUGCACGUUCCGUAUCGCUACGUACACAGGACGAAACUCCUAAGAUGAGCCUGAUCGCCCUCCUGCCAAAGACGGGAUAUCUCCUCAUCGCAGUCUCUAUAGCCGCCGCCGCCGUGAGCAGUCUCAUCAUGAGCGGGAUCCUCGACGCAUCUCAGACGACCCGUUCCCUUGUCCUCUCUAUCAUCUGUUACUUGGCAUCCAGCAUUUUCAUCAUCUCCGUGGCUUUCUGUAACGGAAUUCGACAGGCUGCUCAAAUUCCGGGGCCAACCACCUUUGUGUUCUUCUUCGUCUGGGUUGUUAUUCAGGUCCUUUGCUUCUUCAACAUGAAGAUCCUGUGGAGUCAGGAUUGGCCUACUGAUACCAAGAACCUAGCGGUGGCCUGGAUGCUGCUGAGCCUGGCCUCCAUAGCAAUCUACAUCUUUGCCCUCAUCCGGAUCAUGGCUGUUUCGCGGAAGGAGCUUCAUUCGAAAAAGCUCGACUUGGAAGCAGCUAAGCCAUCAUCAUCGUUCAGGAAGGCGUCUUGCGAUCAUGUCGAGCACGGCGAGCCGCAGCCACCAGUUUACGCUCCGCGAAAGGAAAAUUCGGAGAAGAUUUAUUCGGAGGCAGCUGCAGAGCCAGCGUCGCCGUGGGAGAAGGCGUCCUGGGAGCAUGUUGAAUAUGGCGAGCGGGAGCCGCAACCACCUGUUUUCAUUCCACGAAAGGAAUUCUACCAAUUGCGGGGUGUACCUUGUAUUUGCACCACCCGUGGGCCGUGA
Messenger RNA from Colletotrichum siamense, 834 nucleotides. RefSeq lists its product as uncharacterized. Bases 1 to 834 code for a protein of 277 amino acids. The record is from RefSeq and is a predicted model, not a curated record. NCBI's taxonomy places the organism in Eukaryota, Fungi, Ascomycota, Sordariomycetes, Glomerellales, Glomerellaceae. The transcript has a single exon.